Miscanthus lutarioriparius is the source of this 537-nucleotide messenger RNA. The record is from the annotation of a GenBank genome assembly. Lineage: Eukaryota; Viridiplantae; Streptophyta; Magnoliopsida; Poales; Poaceae.
AUGAGGCCGGCACCAACAAGUGUUUCCAGGCCCUCGUCGACGUCGACGACUUCGCCGGCAGCACCACCGCCACCAUUGGCGGCCGCGGCAGUGGCGGCCUCGCCGUGGCACUCGCCGGUGCCGUACCUGUUCGGCGGGCUGGCCGCCAUGCUGGGCCUCAUCACGCUGGCGCUCCUCAUCCUUGCCUGCUCCGCCUACUGGAAGCUCAACAACUACCUAGGCACCGGCCGCGAGGCCACCACCUCCGGACCCGGAGCCACGGAUGGCGACGACGACGGCUCCAAGUCGCCGGCCGCGGCCUCUCCCGCGACGUUCGCCGACCUCGUCGCCGUCGUCAUGGCCGGGGAGAAGAUGCCCACGUUCUUGGCCGCGCCGAUCGUCCGCCGAGCGCACGGUAACAGCGCCGCCGCCACAACCACCGGAGAAGGGUCGCUGGAGACGAAGGAGGAGGAGCAGGAGGGCCGCGGCAAAGCAGGGGAGGGGGAGAGCGGUGUGGUCGCCGACGCCGAACGGGGACGGCAGCUAGAUCAGGUGUGA